GAGAUCCGAACUUUCUGAAGACCUAAACCCCCUCUGUCUUCUCGGCCUCCGGAGCCCACGACGCAGCCGCCGGCAGAGGUAGAAAACAAUGGCGGCCGCCGCGGGUGACGGCGGCAGCGUCCCGCAGAAGACCACCGGGGCGGAGGCACCUUCCGCCUCUGACCCGCCCGUACCCCGGCAUAUCAUGCCGCACGAGGAGUGCGUCGCCGGCGUCCGCUCGGCUCUCAAAGAUCCGACGGUGCGGUUCCUGAGGGAGCGGAUGGAGAAAGCCGGGUGCACCGUGUGGCCGAUGCUGAUCCGGGCGGCCACCUGCGCCUCUGCCGGGGGCUACGCAAGCCGCGAGGGGAUAGAAGUUUGCUGUAAUCACAUGGAAUAUCCCGAUCAGAUAACUCAGACCAUAACUCAUGAGUUAAUACAUGCUUAUGAUGACUGUGUUGGCAAGAACAUGGACUGGACGAACUGCGCUCACCAUGCUUGCUCUGAGAUUCGAGCUAAUCAUCUUAGUGGCAAUUGCCAUUACAAACGUGAACUGAUGAAAGGCUUCCUGAAGAUAAGGGGGCAUGAGCCAGAAUGUGUUAAAAGACGUUCGCUGGAAUCUGUCAAGAACAACCCUUACUGUUCAGAGACAGCUGCAAAAGAUGCAAUUGAGGCUGUGUGGAAUAUAUGCUACAACGACACACGCCCGUUUGAUAGGGCUCCAUGAAGUGCAAGCUGUUAGAGAGUUUUGUGUCCUUUCAGAUGAGCUCUACGAAGUUCAAGCCUGUGGGACAGGUUAGUUUCCCUUGAGAUGGGCUCCAUGAAGUACAAGCCUGUUGGGACAGGUUAGUUUCCCUUGAGAUGGGCUCCAUGAAGUACAAGCCUGUUGGGACAGGUUAGUUUCCCUUCAGAUUGUACUUCAGCAGAGCGUUGCAACAAAAUCCGGAAUUUUGGCGCUGAACCAAAACUUUGAAUGUAUAUUAGUCCAAACAAUGUAACAGAUUAUUCCAUGCAAUUGAAUUCUUUUGCAUGGCACAUUGUGACAGAGUUCACUGAGCUCAAAAUAAGACUAGGCGUAACUGAUUAGUUCUUUUGCCAGGUAAA
This is a messenger RNA of Triticum dicoccoides, 1080 nucleotides long. Its product is annotated as mitochondrial inner membrane protease ATP23-like. The record is from RefSeq and is a predicted model, not a curated record. Gene Ontology annotation, biological process: mitochondrial protein processing; mitochondrial proton-transporting ATP synthase complex assembly. NCBI's taxonomy places the organism in Eukaryota, Viridiplantae, Streptophyta, Magnoliopsida, Poales, Poaceae. The coding region runs from base 89 to 703 and encodes 204 amino acids. Gene Ontology annotation, molecular function: metalloendopeptidase activity. The transcript has 5 exons.